UUGAAGUUCCAGUUACACUAAAUGACACUGCGUAGUGCGUAUAUACUCUUGACGAGUAAACAUAUCGAAUUCCAAAACAGUUAAAGCAAUCAAGACAGUUUUUUCAUAAUGAAAAAACCAUUACAACUGUUUUAUUAGAGCGUUAUAACGUGAUCAGGUUGACAGUAGAUAAAAAUCACCGAUAUAUAACCUGGUUCACAAGUUUUCGAAUUCGUCAAGGUCAAAUUUGCAUAGAGAUAUAUAUAUACACACAAUUGAUGUGUUUAUUCAUUUUGAUAACACAGUAUAUAGCAGUAGCGACUAUAAUAAUCUAAAUCAGCUACCACUACAAAAACCGAUUGCAGUUACAUGAUUUUUGAUAAUAUCUGAUCAACAAACUUGCAAUGUGAUACAUGAGUAUGUGAAUAGGAAUUAUAAAAAUACAUAAAAGCAUCUUGCAGUGCCUUACAUUGAGUUUUCUGCAAGUACGUUGCUUGAAUUUGGAGCUCCAAGGAUUAGAUUAUUUUGAGCGUUUGUAAUACUAUGGUACAAAAAAUCCAAAAAGAAAAUGAAGAGAAGCCAAGUCAAGAUAUCGUUCAAGAUGAAGUAACUACAUCUGGAGAAUCAAUGAACCAAGUUCAGGCUCGUCAAGAAGAGGCCAGACAAAAAAGACGUAAAAAGAAACGUACUAGCUCAUCUAUAUAUUCAACAUGUUUCCAAGAGCUAUAUAAACUUACUGGUGAAGUAUUGGGAGAAGGUGCCUAUGCAUCCGUGCAAACUUGUGCUUCACUAUACACAGAUCUUGAAUAUGCUGUGAAAAUAAUUGAUAAAAUUCCCGGGCAUGCCCGGGAACGCGUUUUUAAAGAAGUUGAGAUGUUUCAUCACUGCCAAGGACAUCCUAACAUUAUUCAACUAAUUGAGUUUUUUGAAGAUGAGGAGAGAUUUUAUCUUGUUUUUGAGAAAGUUAACGGAGGACAAUUACUUAGUCGCAUCCAAGAACGUAUACACUUUAGCGAGCGCGAAGCUAGUUAUAUUAUUGCAGAAAUUGCUAGUGCUCUCAAAUUUUUGCAUAAGAAAGGUAUUGCACAUCGAGAUCUCAAGCCUGAAAAUAUUUUAUGCGUUGACCCACAUAAACUUACACCAAUUAAAAUCUGUGAUUUUGACCUUGGUUCUGGGAUAAAAUUUAAUGCGUGCGUAUCAUCACCGAUCGCAACACCACAACUUCUUACACCCGUUGGCAGUGCCGAAUUCAUGGCUCCCGAAGUGGUCGAAGCUUUUGUCGGCGAAGCCAAUUAUUACGACAAACGCUGUGAUUUGUGGAGCCUCGGGGUCAUAAUGUACAUUUUACUUUGCGGCUAUCCACCUUUUUACGGAAAUUGCGGAGAAAAAUGUGGCUGGGAACGUGGUGAGAACUGUCGCGCCUGCCAGCAAUUACUGUUUACAAGUAUUCAAAAUGGAAAGUACGAUUUUCCUCCUGCCGAAUGGGCUGAUAUUUCGCAAGAAGCAAAAGAUCUUAUUCGAGGCUUACUUGUAAAACAAGCGCAUAAGCGUCUCAGUGCUGAAAGCGUAUUGAACCAUCCAUGGAUAAAUCCAGGACCAAGAAUCCGCAAGCAUACAGAUCGGCCACUUCAAACUCCUCAAACAAUAAGACGCAAUAAUUCCGCUCGAGAGCUGUCUGCUUUUGCUGAAUCCGCUAUGGCUGUUAAUAGAGUAGUCCUACAACAUUUUUCAUUGAAUCUACGAGAGCUUGUAGAAGUGUCAACCGAGCUGGAUCCUCAGACUUCUACUUCAUCCGCCGACGACGAUAAUCAUCCAUAUGGUCAUAUGUCCGACUCAAACAGUGAGCUCUCGGAACUAGGCAACGAAUGCGCUCAUAAUUCCUUGAAAAUAAGUGUAACCAAUUCUAAUCAUGAGUCCGUAAGUUUGUUUGGACUUUCGCCUCCUAGUGAGAGUCUACUUAUGCAGCGCCGCCUCCGAUCCCAGUCUACACUUCUUCAGGGUCACAACUCACCAAUUUCAACUUGAUCGCCCCAUGGAUAAUGUUAAUGGCGUUUUUACGUACUUUUCACAGUAUGACAAGUAUUCUUUAUUUUUAAGAACAGCUGGAACUAAAAACAAUGUUUUUCAAAUCCUUCUUAUGUUCUUUAUGUCUAGUGUGAUUAUAUAAUAAAAAAAAGCUUCACAUUUUA
This is a messenger RNA of Trichogramma pretiosum, 2168 nucleotides long. Its product is annotated as MAP kinase-interacting serine/threonine-protein kinase 1-like. Gene Ontology annotation, molecular function: calcium/calmodulin-dependent protein kinase activity; calmodulin binding; calcium-dependent protein serine/threonine kinase activity. The record is from RefSeq and is a predicted model, not a curated record. NCBI's taxonomy places the organism in Eukaryota, Metazoa, Arthropoda, Insecta, Hymenoptera, Trichogrammatidae. Gene Ontology annotation, cellular component: cytoplasm; nucleus. Gene Ontology annotation, biological process: intracellular signal transduction; protein autophosphorylation; peptidyl-serine phosphorylation. The transcript has 5 exons. Bases 523 to 2004 code for a protein of 493 amino acids.